AUCAUCCGACAUUAAUUCGAAAGCAAACUUGAUAUGAGGAAAUAAAAAAAAAUCGCCUUCGUGAGCCAUAUUGUCCUCUGCUGCACCUGUACAAAUCUGACUUCACCUGAAAGCCUGAACGGACUUUUUUAAAAUCUGUCUUGAACUUGAAAAAUCUGCGCAGUCAUGUCGACAUCAACCCUGAGAAUAAGCGCAGAGAGCGCGAGGAAGGUGGAAAACUUCCAACAGUCUUUGCAUCAAGGGAGAAAUCUGUUCACAAACGUCAUCCCGCUGAAGAUCGUACAGCUGGACGCGCUACUCAAGGAUGAAGCGUUCAAUAUCAAAGACGUGUCCUCACUCAGAGCUCCCCUGGAAAUCCCCAUACCAGACCCUCCCGCUCCAGAGGACGAGGAAAUGGAGACAGAUGAUGGAGAUGAAAAGAAAAAGAAGAAAGCUCCAAAAUGUGGCUUCAUCAAGGGGAACGAGAAGAUUAUGAGUCUUUUGGAGAAAGUGAAACCAGAGAUUGUCGCCAUAAGGGAGACGAUGAUCACUGUCUCCUGCUGGAUUCAGCACCUCAUCCCCAAAAUAGAAGAUGGAAAUGAUUUCGGAGUCGCCAUCCAGGAAAAAGUUUUGGAGAGGAUCACUGCAGUUAGGACCAAAAUUGAGGGUUUUCAGACCAACAUCAACAAGUACUUUACGGAAAGAGGAGACGCUGUUGCAAAAGCCUCCAAAGAGACUCAUGUGAUGGACUACCGCUCGCUGGUGCACGACAAGGACGAGGCCGUCUACUCGGAGAUCAGAGUGAUCGUUCUCGAUAUUCGCGGCUUCUACGCCGAACUUUUCGACAUCUUCACCAAGAACAUGGAAAAGCUGACCAACCCGAAAGGAGAGGAGAAACCGUCCAUGUACUGAGAGGAGACGGCGGAUUUAUCACGUUCAAUAUCAAGCUUCAUUUUCGGAUUAUUGUCAGAAAUAUCUGCAUCAGGGGUUUGUCACUGAGGUUGUAUGACAAUUUAGUUUUUCUUUUUUACAGACACUUGCACUAAAUUUAAGUUGUACAACUACGAGUUAAAAAAAAGAAAUAAAAGUUUUUCAAAUUG
This is a messenger RNA of Plectropomus leopardus (leopard coralgrouper), 1079 nucleotides long. NCBI's taxonomy places the organism in Eukaryota, Metazoa, Chordata, Actinopteri, Perciformes, Serranidae. The record is from RefSeq and is a predicted model, not a curated record.